Molecule: messenger RNA, 902 nt
Organism: Eupeodes corollae
Lineage: Eukaryota; Metazoa; Arthropoda; Insecta; Diptera; Syrphidae
Product: tigger transposable element-derived protein 6-like
Exons: 2
Coding region: 81-563 (160 amino acids)
Source: RefSeq, a predicted model, not a curated record
UAGGGAUCAUCCACUCAUUCAAAUCACAUUACCGAAAGUGUUUGGUUAGGAAGCAAAUUCUUGCUCUAGAACUCGGUGAUAUGAAAAGUUUCUUACGAGAAAUAAAUUUACUAAAUGCUUUGAAGAUUGUAAAACGAUCUUGGUGGCUUGUUACCCCGCAAACUAUACAAAAUUGCUUUAAAAAGUCUGGAAUUUUUAAAAGAAGCGAAGAAGACCAAGAUUUAAUUGAGUGCAAUGAACCAGAACCAGAGUUAUUUAACUUCGGUGAAAAUUUUGAUGGUGAGGAAAAUGAAAAUUGCUUUGGUGAGUUGGACGAUACCGAAAUUUUGAACGAAGUACGAGAUGGUGAUGAUGAAAGAAUUGACCUGCAAAUCGAAGACGAACAACAAAAGGAGCAAAUACCAUUGCCAAAACCAACAAGAAAUGAAGCUCUGCGUGCUUUUUUCAUUUUGAAAAGAUAUUUAGAUGGUGAUGAUGACAUCAUACAUAACAUCGAAGAUAUUCUUGUCAAGAAGCGCAAGGAAGACUUAAUUCAAACAACCAUGGAUGAUUACCUAUUUUGAAAAGUUAGGUAGAUACAUAUAGACUUAAAUAAGAAUGUACAAAAGUACAAAAAGAACUGCGCUGUGAAUUUUUUUAUUUUCGUGUUUUUUCGUUUAAUAAAAUUAAUUUAUAUACUGAUAAAUUUUAAGACCGUGUUUGAAUUGAGUCAAUUAUUUAGCCUAGGAUAAAUGUUUGACAUUCCAGGGUAUAUCCGUAUAAGAAACUUGUUUCUUAUAUCCGUAUAAGAAACUUCUUUCUUAUAUCCGUAUAAGAAACUUGUUUCUUAUAUCCGUAUAAGAAACUUGUUUCUUAUAUCCGCAUAAGAAACUUGUUUCUUAUAUCCGUUGUAAGGAUAUAGG